Notodromas monacha is the source of this 909-nucleotide messenger RNA. Lineage: Eukaryota; Metazoa; Arthropoda; Ostracoda; Podocopida; Cyprididae. The record is from the annotation of a GenBank genome assembly.
GCCCAAGGAAACGGCGCUGAAACCCUCGGCGACAUUCGAGACCGCCACGAGAUAUCGGGCGCUCUUCGGGAACCUUCCUGAACUUUCUGUGGAUAGCCGGUUUAUUCCACCGCGCGUGUCGCAAUAAUAUGCCUCCCUGUGGCCCUGAGGAUGCUGGGGUAAGGGCGAGGCUUUUCGUCAGUGUUACUUUGACUACUAGCGAGGAGUGUCGUGAUUUUGCAUUGCAUUUUUGCUCAAAACAAUAAAGAAAAAAUGGUGAAUCAGGAAGAGCUAACGACUUGCCCCAGGCGGCUAAGGACUAUCGAGCAGCUUGCACGGUUGCCCUACGCAGCUAACAUAAUUGGCGCGGUAGAAGGAACGGAUUCAUAUUUGAAGGAAGCUAAGAUUCCGAUCUUCUCGAGUGCAUUGGGAGCUUAUGAAGCUGUGAUCAAAUGGAUUGCUUGUUUGCCUAUCAUUUCCACCAUGAUCAAUGUGAGCGACUGGAUGGUUGCUUUCUAUUUGGAAACUGUGUUUUUCAUCGUCAUCAAGAUUGGGUCUAUCUUCAUACAGUCCAAAAGGAAACUUGGUGAACUCACGGAACCCGAGAGCUUGGGUAGACUAGUUCCCCCCGUAAUAAAGGAUUCUCGCUUAGUGGAAAUGGCGGGGAACCUGAGACUGCCGACUGGUGACGACGUUUCCAGGAAUAUGCCUGCUGGAAUGACGGAUGUUUUCUUGGAAAAAAAAAAGGCAUACGGUGUUAUUCUUUCCCUGCGUUGGGCACCCUACCCCACGGGGUUUGGUGGAGAGGAACCCGUAGUCCGCGGGUUCAGAGAGGGGCGCUGGACUGCGAGGGUCGGAGAGAGCCGGGUUGCAAGCGGAACCGGCAGCGCGCGCUGCGUUUUGGCCGCCUAUAGCAAGUAUGCCAGAUAG